Phaedon cochleariae (mustard beetle) is the source of this 2673-nucleotide messenger RNA. The record is from the annotation of a GenBank genome assembly. NCBI's taxonomy places the organism in Eukaryota, Metazoa, Arthropoda, Insecta, Coleoptera, Chrysomelidae.
UGUCAUAAUGUAACUAACCUCUCUUUUUAUCCUCUGUAAUUUCACUAAUUUCAAAAAAAUUGGACAUUAUUGGAAUAUUUGGAAUAGAGGUGCAAACUGCAAAGCCUGCAAGGUGCAAUCAUGUACCAAAAUGCAUGUGGUGCUGCAGCUGCUAGUGCAGGAGGUUGUGUUGAAACCGAAAGAGAUUGUCAUAGUUUGAUAUCAAAAGAGCCUCAAGUACCUGCUAUAGAACAUGAUUACAGUGGUUUUGAUAUAGUCAAAGCUACACAGUAUGGAGCAUUUUCCAGAGUUAAAGAACUUGUUGAUGCUGGGUAUAAUGUUAAUGAACGUGAUUCUGAAAAUGUUACCCUGCUGCACUGGGCAGCCAUCAACAAUCGUAAAGACAUAACUGCAUUCUUCAUAGAACAUGGUGCAGAAGUGGAUGCAAUUGGGGGUGAAUUGCAAGCAACCCCCUUACACUGGGCUACUCGACAAGGCCAUUUAGAUGCUGCUGUUAUCCUCAUGAAUGCUGGUGCUGAUCCCUCUCUGCGUGAUGCUGAAGGCUGUUCAUGUAUACACUUGGCUGCCCAAUUUGGGCAUACAGCUCUGGUUGCAUAUUUUGUGGCCAGAGGAGUCAGUCCAGAUCUAGUAGAUAGAGUGGGUAUGACACCACUUAUGUGGGCAGUAUGGAAGGUAUUCAGUUUGGAUCCAACUAGACUGCUGUUGACUUUAGGGGCUUCACCAAAUUUGACUGAUCAACAAGGCAAUAGUGCACUUCAUUGGGCUAUUUUAGCUAGAAAUACCACAGCCAUAUCUACCCUAAUAUUACAAGGCCAUGCUAGUGUUCAUACACCAAAUAGUAGGGGAGAAACACCACUAUCUAUGUUACAAUCACAAAUAGGAUGUAUCUGGGUUAGUCAAAAAGUAGCUGAUAUCAUCAAAGAACAUGCAGCUGUAUCUAGAUCUCAGAAUUUUUUACGUAAAAUCACCAGAGACAAAAGGAUGCGAUGGUGGUGCAUGGUAGGAACCCCAUUCAUGGCAUUCUACAUAGCGGGAGCGAUACUGAGCACCAACCUCAUAAUCCUAAUCAAAAUAUUUCUUCUAGUUUGCCUAUACAUAGUCAUUCACUAUGUAGGCCAAAUUUUGUACGACGACAGGCUCAUGGCUCUGUUGCCGCUCAGUAUCUAUUUGUCGACGAAAGCGUGGUUCUACUUCACGUGGCUGAUCUACAUAGCGCCGGUCAUGCAUUUCCUGAUGACCGCCGUGUUUCUGGGCAGUUCGGGGCUGCUGUGGUAUUGCUUCCUGAAGUCGUGGCUUGGUGAUGCAGGAAUUGUCAGCACGUCGAAACAGCUUCAGUUCAGGACUAUUAUAGAGAUAGCAGAAAAAGGAUCAGGUGGAUUUGAACCUUCCUCGUUCUGUUCCAGCUGUUUAGUCAGGCGCCCACUCAGAUCCAAACAUUGUGCCGUAUGCAAUCAUUGUGUUGCCAGGUUCGAUCAUCAUUGUCCUUGGGUUGCUAACUGUAUAGGUGCAAAGAAUCACAAGCACUUCAUAGGAUUUUUAGCCAGCCUGGUACUGAUGUGCGCCCAACUGUUGUACGGUUCGUUCACAUAUUGGCAGACCGCCCCGAAUUGCAACAUAACGACGAAAGACGUCACCUUCUGGAAGGCCAUGGUCACUGUCGGGCAGUGUAACACGUGGGUGGCUUGGGUCGCGCUGAACGCCCUCUUCCAUUCCGUGUGGGUUUUCAUGUUGUUCAUCUGUCAGAUGUACCAAAUAACUUGCUUGGGCAUGACGACGAACGAGAGGAUGAACCGCGGCCGUUACUCGCAUUUCAUAGCGAACUCCGGCAAAAGUCCGUUCAGCAACGGACCUGUCGCCAAUCUCGUCGAGUUCUUCGAUUGUUCGUGCUUCGGCGUCGGGAAAGCCGACAAGAAGGACUGGCUGACGAGCUUCGAUUUGGAUGAGCACAUCGAGCACCAACCUCUGCUGAGGCACAAAGAUAACUUCCAGUAUGUGUGAGAUAUCUGCGUUUUGAUUGUUUUUUUCGAGUUGGUUCGAAGAAUCGAAUCUCGCGGUUUGAAUUUCAGAUGGGAACAUAGAUUGCAUUUAAAGAAUGGGCGAGUGGACUGAUAGUGAGUUAAUGGCAUUCAAUCACUCCACUAUGUCGCUAGGAAGCUAAAUUAAUUUUUGCAAUACUUCUCAAUUGUUGAAUUUCAGGGAUCAUUUCAAACGAACCUUCAUGGCCGCCAUUCGUCAGUUUCAGAUAAUAUUCCAUUUCCCCUCAUGAAGCAAGGUUGAAUACAUAAUAGGAGGAACCCGCGAUAUUAUAGUUAUUUCUUUACUUUUUCGACAACCAGCAUAUCUAAAUAUUUCUUAGUCCCCAUAACAAUAUAUCAUGUAAAUAUUGGAGACUUGGCAACAUUGUGUUGAAUGCUGAGAACUGACAAGACCACGCCCACAAGUCGUGCGCCGUGUUGUCACGUUCACCGAUUCAAAAGUCCUCGAGUGUGAAUUGAUAUAAUUAAUAUUUUCACAAAUUCAUUAUUUAUUUAUUUAUUCAUUUAUUGAAUCGAGUAAAAUCUACAUUUUGUCAUCGAAUAUCAUUUACAUGUGUAUACAGGGUGUCCCAGAAUAACGUUCGUAUACUCCGAGGUCGAUCUACAGAUAAAAAUAAGAAAUGUUUCUAUCAACAGG